AUGCGCUAUCCAUCUGGCAACCUUUACCUCUUCUCCCAUUCUCGCCCCCCCCCCGCCCUGCAGGCCCCGCGCAGACUGCCCCCAUCGUCACCGCCCCCCGCCACCAUCCGCCCUACCCCAAUCCCUGUAUCGACUGCAGCGGUCAACAUCACCACUACCACGUCUCCACACACUGCCCUCGCCGAUGCGACGGCGUCCGAGGUCUCCUCAACUUCAAACGCCUCCACCUCCAGCGAUGUGGACUCGGUUCAUGCCUGUCUACCUAACACAUCUGCCUGGUCGGUCCAUCGCACGGAGAUUGGCGAACCAGUGGCUGGGGCACCCACACACAGCCGCAGCAUCCACCUUAACUGCCUUCGCUUCACCCGCACGUUCACUCACCGCGUGGACCUAUUAGGACACAUGCGCAUUCACGAAAACCUACGGUAG
Molecule: messenger RNA, 429 nt
Organism: Spirometra erinaceieuropaei
Lineage: Eukaryota; Metazoa; Platyhelminthes; Cestoda; Diphyllobothriidea; Diphyllobothriidae
Source: the annotation of a GenBank genome assembly